CGGUUCGGUCUGUCACGCGAUCCGGUCAACCGUCAACCCUUCUGGACCUGUCUGCUCUUCUCGACACUACGUCGAAAACCUGUAUUUCUCGAACGAAUAUGCUUGCUAACAUGACAUAUAGCUCCAGAAACGGCGGCGGCGGCGGCUACGGUAACGGUAACGGUUACUCCAACGGUGGAGGCUACGGCGGCGGUGGUGGUGGUGGUUACGGCGGUGGUGGCUAUGGCGGCGGCUACGGCGGCGGCGGCUAUGGUGGCAGAGGAGGUGGUGCCGGCGGUGCUGGCGGAGACCGCAUGUCCAACCUGGGCUCUGGUCUGAAGAAGCAGGAAUGGGACCUUGACUCCCUGCCCAAGUUCGAGAAGUCUUUCUACAAGGAACACGCCGAUGUCGCCGAGCGCUCUCAGCGUGAUGUCGACGAGUUCCGUAAGAAGCACGAGAUGGCUGUUCAGGGAAGAAACGUCCCUCGCCCCGUCGAGACCUUCGACGAGGCGGGUUUCCCUCAGUACGUCCUCAGCGAGGUCAAGGCCCAGGGCUUCGACCGCCCCACCGCUAUUCAGUCUCAGGGUUGGCCCAUGGCCCUCUCUGGUCGCGACGUCGUCGGUAUCGCUGAGACUGGUUCCGGAAAGACCCUGACCUACUGUCUUCCUGCCAUCGUUCACAUCAACGCCCAGCCUCUUCUCGCCCCCGGUGACGGCCCCAUUGUCCUUAUCCUCGCCCCCACCCGUGAAUUGGCCGUUCAGAUUCAGGCCGAAAUCUCCAAGUUCGGAAAGUCUUCUCGUAUUCGCAACACCUGUGUCUACGGUGGUGUCCCCAAGGGUCCUCAGAUCCGUGACCUGAGCCGUGGUGUCGAAGUUUGCAUUGCGACUCCCGGUCGUCUGAUUGACAUGCUCGAGGCUGGUCGCACCAACCUUCGUCGUGUUACCUACCUCGUUCUGGAUGAGGCCGAUCGCAUGCUGGACAUGGGUUUCGAGCCCCAGAUCCGCAAGAUCAUCUCCCAGAUUCGCCCUGACCGUCAAACUUGCAUGUGGUCCGCUACAUGGCCCAAGGAGGUUCGUCAGCUUGCUUCUGACUUCCUCAACGACUACAUCCAGGUCAACAUUGGCUCCAUGGAUCUGUCGGCCAACCACCGUAUCACCCAGAUCGUCGAGGUCGUCUCGGACUUCGAGAAGCGCGACAAGAUGAUCAAGCACCUUGAGAAGAUCAUGGAGAACCGCGGCAACAAGUGCCUUAUCUUCACCGGCACCAAGCGCAUCGCUGACGAGAUCACACGCUUCCUCCGCCAGGACGGAUGGCCGGCACUUUCUAUUCACGGUGAUAAGCAACAGCAAGAGAGAGAUUGGGUCUUGAACGAGUUCAAGACGGGCAAGAGCCCAAUCAUGGUGGCUACUGAUGUGGCUUCCCGUGGUAUCGGUAUGAAUAAAUCGCAAACUCCUCCCCUCCCCUCCCCCUUCCCCCCUUCCUUUCUUGCCGCCAAGUCACCCUCACCCGUAUUGAGGUUGCGUGACCAUGGCACGGUGCUUAACUCUCUUCCACCAAUUGUUGGUGUGUAUGACUCUUCCAGGCUUUGUCGGGUCUCCUGAAAUGGUUCUCUAGCCAGGAGGGCCUUGGACUCACAGUGCAGUGUAGCAGACGUAUUACUCUUCUGUUCUGAUUCACCAUAUCAACCCUUUAAAAACUUGGCCGGUAGAGGGAGGGGAACUUCCUCUCUUGCCGACUCGUUGAAGCUGCAUUCCAAGGUUGC
Aspergillus piperis CBS 112811 is the source of this 1741-nucleotide messenger RNA. RefSeq names its product DEAD-box ATP-dependent RNA helicase DBP2. Gene Ontology annotation, cellular component: nucleus; cytoplasm; ribonucleoprotein complex. Gene Ontology annotation, biological process: rRNA processing. The record is from RefSeq and is a predicted model, not a curated record. Gene Ontology annotation, molecular function: RNA helicase activity; ATP binding; RNA binding. The transcript is spliced from 2 exons. NCBI's taxonomy places the organism in Eukaryota, Fungi, Ascomycota, Eurotiomycetes, Eurotiales, Aspergillaceae. Bases 99 to 1580 code for a protein of 493 amino acids.